GUCAUCGCGCGCCUGCCAGGAUCCGCCCGCGGUGAUGAUGGAGGAGGAAGAGGGGGCCGAGGAGCAGCAGCGAUUCUCUUACCAACAGAGGCUAAAGGCAGCAGUUCACUACACUGUUGGCUGUCUUUGUGAGGAAGUUGCGUCGGACAAAGAGAUGCAGUUCAGCAAACAAACCAUUGCAGCGAUUUCGGAGGUGACUUUUCAACAGUGCGAAAAUUUUGCCAAAGACCUUGAAAUGUUUGCAAGACAUGCGAAAAGAAGCACCAUUAACACUGAAGAUGUGAAGCUCUUAACCAGGAGGAGUAAUUCACUGCUAAAAUACAUCACAGAGAAAAAUGAAGACAUCGCUCAGUUUAACCUGGAACGAAAAGCAAAGAAGAAAAAGAAGUUAGAGGAUGAAAACAAAAAUUCAGUGGAGCCAGCAGAGGCUGGUGUAGUGGAAAGUGAGAAUUAAAGUCUGUCGCCAUUUGGAAAAAGCAGCCUUCAGGUAGAGCCACUAAAAACAUGUAUUGCCAACAAAGGGUUUUGAAAGGAUUAAGUGGAUAUUACAAAAAAAAAGGCUUGGGGGCUUUUUGUACUGUAUUCUCCAAGUCACUGACUGCAAAAGGUGGUUUAAAAGAGAACUAGAAACUCUUAAGCAAAAUACUCCCAUGUCUUACUGAAGCACAUGAAAAAAGUGUGUGUUUGAAUGGUAUAUAUUGGAAAUUGUAUCUAUUGCAGUUAAUAAAAUUGUGUUAGCAA
Molecule: messenger RNA, 741 nt
Organism: Lipotes vexillifer (Yangtze River dolphin)
Lineage: Eukaryota; Metazoa; Chordata; Mammalia; Artiodactyla; Lipotidae
Gene: CENPS
Product: centromere protein S
Exons: 5
Coding region: 35-454 (139 amino acids)
Biological process (GO): replication fork processing; resolution of meiotic recombination intermediates
Cellular component (GO): FANCM-MHF complex; Fanconi anaemia nuclear complex
Molecular function (GO): chromatin binding; protein heterodimerization activity
Source: RefSeq, a predicted model, not a curated record